AUGUUCUUCAUUUCCUUCAUUUUGAACACUUACACGAAUAUCAUUGAUGGCGCAAUCUAUAGUGGAGGUGGUGGUGAAAUAGAUGGAGGUGAAGGUGGUAGUGGGAAUGAAGGUGGAGUUGGUGGUUGUAGUAGUGGUGGUGGUGGUGAUGGCAGUGUGGUGGUGGCAAUGGUGGUGGAUGUGGAGGUGGUGGUGGAGGUGGUGGCCGUGGCGGAGGAUGUGGUAGUGGAGGCGGUGAAUGUAGUGGUGGAGUUGGAUGUGGAAGUGAAGGUGCCAUUUUUUAAAAUGAAUGAUGGUAUUUUGGGAAUUAAAAAAAAUUCAUUAAAGGUUCAUCUUUGCUUCUUUUGA
Messenger RNA from Prunus armeniaca (apricot), 348 nucleotides. NCBI's taxonomy places the organism in Eukaryota, Viridiplantae, Streptophyta, Magnoliopsida, Rosales, Rosaceae. The record is from the annotation of a GenBank genome assembly.